AUGUCUUGGGACAGAGGACAUGCUCGAGCUUUGCCGGAUACUGAGGAAAUUGGAAGACCUCCUGCAUAUCCAGCAGGAAAUGAAGACAAGCCUCCUGCCUACUCAAUAAGGCCGCCUUCAUUGCCGGCGCCGGCUCACCAUGCUCAAUCUACUCGAUAUUCUCACACCACAUCUGCUGGAAGUGCGCACAUGCCUAAAACCAUUCGACAAGCAAACCACAAAAGAAGACUGAUUGAUUGGUGCUAUUGGUUUAAAUGGAUCUUCUUCGGUGCCUGUGUCUGUGCUGCAGUCUUCACCGGUUUAUAUGUAGGACUUGGUGUUGGAAAGGAAAAAAAUCAGAGCGACCGUUCUUCAGUAUAUCCUCCAAUUCGAAAUGACACGCUUUCCAAUGCGACAAUAUAUGAUCUCGCAGCAGCUGAGUGUGAGCCUGGCACUUUCAUUCUACACCAAGACAUGUUUGGCGAUGUCUGGAUCCGAGGCGAACUGCACAAUUCGUUGGUGGCUGAUACAUUUUCUAUGGCUCCCACGAAACUCUACUUUGCGGGUUCUCUAUCGCCUCAAAAGCCAACAAAUAUAACUGCUGUAUGUUGGCCACUGCCCAGCAUUGAUACUGUUAGAGUAGCCCUUUACUUCGUCAGCCCAUUUCCAGAUCCCGCAUUUAAGUAUUCGAUCAUUGAAACUAUCAUCGACAUCUACACCACAAACUUGACGCUUGUUGACUAUCCGGCAUUCUCGGAUACACACCGAGCGAUUAUCAAGGUUCAUACCGCGUCAACAGUCGCUGCAGUCAUCCUUCCCAGCGAAGGCGUACGUUUAUACUACUCCGAACUUCUCCCCGACAGCAAGAAAAUUGGCGUCAUGGAAGUUGCCAGAGGAUGGCCCGAACCAACGGAGUAUUUUGCUGGCGCAUCACAGAACACACGCGAUCUACAUGCGAAGGCUUAUCGAACGUGGUCUGCACUGACAGCGGCAGCUGUGGAUAGGAAUGAUGGCACAACUCCUGUUGAAGUCCAUGUGUUUUUUGUGGAUAACAAAUCGAGGCUAUCCAGGGUCGUUCGGAAGGGUGCUGAGACGUGGCCCGCACAACCCUUAGCUCAGUACUCCACUGCCGGGGCCUCGGAAAUCAAGAUUCAGAAAAUGAUCGCCAUAAUGCCCCACAUUACGAAUGGCCACCCCGAACCCGACCUCUUCUUCAUCAAUAACAACCGAGUGACCGAUAUCUUCGGCAACCCUAAUCCUCCUACAGGCGAGGACAUCUCCGAAGCUUCGUUAGUCUAUAUCACAGCACCUAGAGUUGUUGGCGGCGACGUUCCCGGCCCUACCAGCAUCCCCCAAGCUGUACAGUAUCCGUCGCUAUUAGCUGUGACGUGCUGGAACUUCAAUGACAAUCGUACGAUGGGUCUAGGUACUCGAAAAUCGCCCAGUGUACCGAGCAGAGAACGCUUGCAGUUGUUCUAUCUGAAGCAAAGUGCUACUUGGUAUGAUAAAGGAAAGACAUACGAGAAUGUACAGAGUCUGGGGCAGGGGAUCGUGAAAGUUACAGCAAGAAGUGAUCCUUACCUAGGAUACUCCUGGAAUUUGAACGAAGUGGCAAAUGGGACGCGGUGA
Molecule: messenger RNA, 1608 nt
Organism: Cadophora gregata
Lineage: Eukaryota; Fungi; Ascomycota; Leotiomycetes; Helotiales; Ploettnerulaceae
Exons: 3
Coding region: 1-1608 (535 amino acids)
Source: RefSeq, a predicted model, not a curated record